ACGGGAUGACCGGAUCCAGUUUACGUAUGGAACAGCGUCACUGACAUCAAGGUCUGAGAUGAUUGGUCAAGCCGGGCGUUACGCUUUCCUCAAAGCCAAACAACGGAGGAUUGCCAUUUCCCCUUACGUGAGACAACCUCUGGUUAAAACAGUAAUGAAACGAGUCCAGAUUUGCGGAAAUGUUCAGAUGGGGCUUCCUUAGUUACCGCUAGUAAACAUUAACGCCGAAUAGUCAUGGCCGAGUUGUUUGGAUCUAAUAGGACCUGGCGGCAGUUAUGCAAUGGCCCCAGCAUUCAGUAUCUGGAAAGAACCAUGUUUCCUGUGCUGUUGCCUGGAUUAGAAGCUAUGUUGAGAGAAGCUCUGAAACACCGCUGUGUGAAGAAGGAAAUAACUGCAUUUAAUGGCUGUGACUUUCUGACUGGAUGGCUUUACAACAAGAAUAAGAAGAGGACUGGUCAGACUCCUCUGGAUUUCCAUAAGAUUCCCUUUGUCCAGGACUGGCUCAGUACACAUCCAAGGUCUACUGUCCCAAUCUCUCUUCUACUGACAGAUGAGCAGGCUGUGCUUAUGAUUCAGACAUUCUGGAGAGGCUACAAGAUUCGUGUGCGUCCAGAUGUGCAGGAGUUGAGACAGUGGCAAAAAGAGCUCCGGGAAGAAAAUUGUGACAUCGCUAAAACAGUGCAGGAGUUCUGGGCACACCAGGAGAGCAGAGUUGGGUCGGAGUUGACUAACUUUGUUAAUGACUCUGACCAGCUUGGUCAGUCUGGUGUCUCGAUCCAGGUUGUGUCUCCAACCCCUUACAACACACCUGCACCACACAGCUCUCUGGAGGGCACUGUCACCCCUGGUCUUCUCAUCAUGGAGUCACAAUGUGCCAUAUCACACAAACAGCCUCUUCCCAACACCACAGACCUGUUACAAUGAUGAAUACCGCAUCAACAGUUUACAUUAGGAGUCAGGGAGGAGUUUAGUGCUUUUUCUCAUGAUAAUCCUUGCCACAUUAGGUUAUAUAAUGGCUUUUAUUCUGUUAAGUAUAUAAAGAUGCUCUAAAACUACUCAUGUGCAAAGUCACACACAGUUUACAGUUUCAUUCAGUUUUUUUUCUGGAAUAACACUGUACCAAUAUAUUACCAAGAUGAUACAAGAUGAACAGUUUAUUGUUUGUGGAUUUACACCUACAUUCUAAACAGGAAGCAGGGACAAUGAUAAUGAUAUCCCACAUGCUUCCAUGUCCUGUACAACAGGAUGCCAUAUCGAAAGAAAGGGAAGCACAGGAAAUUCUGACGUGCAGGAAGAGCAGAUGAUGUACUUCAUCUCACCCGCUAAAUAACUCACUUAAUACUGCACAGCAAAAUUGCAUGCAGACUACUAUAAUAUUCAAAACCAUAAUAAAAUCUGUUAUUUUGCCCACUG
This is a messenger RNA of Colossoma macropomum (tambaqui), 1413 nucleotides long. RefSeq names its product IQ motif containing K (gene iqck). NCBI's taxonomy places the organism in Eukaryota, Metazoa, Chordata, Actinopteri, Characiformes, Serrasalmidae. The transcript is spliced from 7 exons. The coding region runs from base 235 to 924 and encodes 229 amino acids. Gene Ontology annotation, molecular function: protein binding. The record is from RefSeq and is a predicted model, not a curated record.